Macrosiphum euphorbiae (potato aphid) is the source of this 777-nucleotide messenger RNA. The record is from the annotation of a GenBank genome assembly. Lineage: Eukaryota; Metazoa; Arthropoda; Insecta; Hemiptera; Aphididae.
AUGGAGCAUUCACCGUAUUCGCAAAGCCCGAGUCCAUCAUCGUCAUUGGUAAACUUUCCAACACCAACAAACUUACCAGAUAUCAGAUUACACAGACCAUUUAGUCAGAUGCACGACCUCAAGCACCUACACAGCCCGUUCAAUCUGCGGUUCAUGGAGAACUACCCGGCGCUGCCCGCGCACCUGCUGCACCAUCUGCAGUCGCCGUUCUUGCACCCGGCGCUGGACCCGCGGGUGUCGUUUUCGCCGGCGGGCGUGUUCCAACCGCUCGGCCCGCCGAGUCCGCACCACCAGCACCCGCACCACCAACACCAUUCGCAUCACGCGGCCGCUGCGGCCGCGGCCAGCCUCAAGGGGUUCACUUCGGCGUUCGCGCCGCCGGCCAAAUGCUACAAGAUGGACGACAAACAGGCGUCGCACGCCGAAGGAGCGGCGCAACAACAACAACAACAGCAGCAGCCGCCGGGUUCGCACCAACAGCAUCAUCAACAACAGCAGCAUCAACUCCAGCAGCAGCAGCAGCAACAACAACAACAACAACAACAACAACAGCAACAACAACCGGUACCGCCGUCGUUUCCGUAUCCGCCCAGGAGGAGUCCUUGUUCGCCGGGCAACAUGCCCGUGUCGCCGCCGUCGUCCAGCGCCGCUGCCACGAUGCACCAACAGCACAAGGACGAGUGCUCGGACAGGGACACGCCGAGUUCCGGUGCGGUAUCCGAAGACGGCAGGAUGAUCAGAAGUAAGUGCAUUUUAUAUAAUAUUAAGUACAGUUAA